UAUGCUAUUAGGUUUGCUUUGUUUUAGCGACUACUUUCGUUUGCUAUUUCUUUUUUUGAAGAAAGGGACUGCUUAGGUUCUCUAAUCUCGCCGUUUUUCUUGUUAUUCACUUCAAGAUGCAGAUCUUUGUGAAAACAUUGACAGGAAAAACCAUCACUCUUGAGGUAGAGAGUUCCGAUACAAUUGAUAAUGUCAAGGCCAAGAUCCAAGACAAAGAGGGUAUCCCUCCUGAUCAGCAGAGGCUUAUCUUUGCAGGUAAACAGCUCGAGGAUGGAAGAAUCCUAGCUGAUUAUAACAUCCAGAAGGAAUCUACCCUUCAUUUGGUGCUUAGAUUGAGAGGUGGAAUGCAGAUAUUUGUUAAGACUUUGACUGGAAAGACUAUUACUUUGGAGGUUGAGAGUUCAGAUACUAUUGAUAAUGUGAAAGCUAAGAUUCAAGACAAGGAGGGUAUCCCUCCCGAUCAACAAAGGCUUAUCUUCGCCGGUAAGCAAUUGGAAGACGGGCGCACACUUGGCGAUUACAACAUUCAAAAGGAGUCCACCCUUCAUUUGGUGCUUAGAUUGAGAGGUGGAAUGCAAAUAUUUGUGAAUACUUUGACAGGAAAGACAAUAACAUUGGAUGUAGAGAGUUCAGAUACAAUAGCUGAUGUGAAACUCACUCUCGAGGAGAAAGUAGGUAUUCCACUUGACCAAGUGAGGGUUGUGAUUGCUGGAAAGCAGCUUAAAGAUAGUUAUACUCUAGCUCAUUAUAAUAUCCAGAAGGAAUCUACUCUGCAUAUGGUUUUGCAGGUUUUUGGCGGUGGUGCCUUCUGAUUGCAUUAAUUUUGA
Molecule: messenger RNA, 827 nt
Organism: Medicago truncatula (barrel medic)
Lineage: Eukaryota; Viridiplantae; Streptophyta; Magnoliopsida; Fabales; Fabaceae
Product: polyubiquitin
Exons: 2
Coding region: 117-812 (231 amino acids)
Molecular function (GO): protein binding
Source: RefSeq, a predicted model, not a curated record